Rotaria sp. Silwood2 is the source of this 705-nucleotide messenger RNA. The record is from the annotation of a GenBank genome assembly. NCBI's taxonomy places the organism in Eukaryota, Metazoa, Rotifera, Eurotatoria, Philodinida, Philodinidae.
AUGACUAUUCAACAUCUUCUAUUUAUCAUUACUAUUACCGGUAUUGGUAGUACAUCGAACAUUCGAAAUAUUAAUGGAGAAAUCGAUUCAACUAUAUCAUUUCAAUGUGAAAUUGAUGCAUUACCUUUUAAUACUGUUAUAACUUGGGUUUAUCGACCAAAAGUACAUAAAAUCAAUGGUAUAAAAUGGUUACCAUUAUAUGCUAAUGCACGUCGUUUAACACAAAAUAAUCAACGUUUUAUUGUUGAUUACAGUGGUUAUAAUGAACAAACAAAAAAAUAUUCAUCUAUAUUAACAAUUCAUCAAUUAAAAUUAUCUGAUGAAGGAAUUUAUAUGUGUAAAUCAAAUCAAUAUCAAUCGAUACCUUCUCUAUUUAAUAUAACAAUUUCUCCAUCCAUGAAGAUUUUACCAAAAGAUGGUAUUAUUGAAUUAAAUCAUAUUCAACGAUCAAUUAAUUUAUCAUGUACAGUACGUGAAUUAUCAAUGCAUACAAUUGAUCCAUUACGUAUUAAAUGGUAUCAUAAUCAUCAUGAAAUACCGAAUUCACAUUUGAUGGAAAAUUUAUCAUUACAUACAAAUCAAGCAACAUUAAUUUUAGAUAUUCAACAUUUAUCAUUGAAUGAUUCGGGAUUAUUUAAAUGUGUCUAUGAUAAUGGAAAAGCAAGCAAAGAUGUUCAAAUUUUCUAUACAUCUUCUGGUAAAUAA